AAUUUAGGUUCCGAAGCACAAUGUAUAUAUGUAUAAUCCUAAGCAUAAUGCAUCAUCCUGAACCGCAUCAUGAAUGUGUCACACUUCUUUGAAUUAGAAUGACACAAAAAAGCGGGCUGGGGGGGAUCAAUACUUUCCGAUUGGCUGUUCUAAAUAAAGUAAUCAAUAACCUGCGUGGAGAGGGAGGGUAUGGGAGCUUGACUGAUGUAAAAGAACAAAACCAAUGAACAGUUUUAAUCUCCCGCCUGGGUCCCGGGUAGGCCUGUUCUCUCGUUCAUCCGUCUCAGUUUAAUGGAAAGCCUGACGAUGAGCCCAGUGGAGAUACCGCUUGGCUUGAAGGAGCUGCUGCAUGGAUACACUGCCGAGGUGCUGCGUCUCAAGCCAGCCGACCUGGUGGAGUUUGCUGUGGACCAUUUCACUCGCAUUCAGGAGGGCCAAAGGAAGGAGCCCAAUGCUAAGGAGGGCUCUGUUAGAACGUCCCGAAGCAGGGUGAGUUUUAGGACUCAUUCGGAUGAAGGCGUGAAGGAUGAGAAGGAUAGCGUUGUCGGUGAGCAUCAUUUGAAGCAUACCAUCAAAUACAAACGCAGAGCAUCAGUGUGUGCGGAGGCUUAUGACCCAGAUGAAGAGGAUGAUGACUCAGACCCUAGAGUGGUGCACCCCAAGAGCGAUGUGCAGCGCCGUAGACUGCAGGACGCAUGCAGUGACAUCCUGCUGUUUAAGACCUUGGACCAGGAGCAGUUGUCCGAGGUGCUUGAUGCCAUGUUUGAGGUGCUGGUGAAAGCCCAGGAGCACAUCAUUGACCAAGGAGAAGACGGAGACAACUUUUAUGUCAUAGAGAGGGGUGUGUUUGAUAUCUACGUGCAGAAGGAUGGAGGGAGUGUGUGUGUUGGGAAGUAUGACGGUAAGGGUAGUUUCGGUGAGCUGGCCCUCAUGUACAACACCCCUCGCGCGGCCACGAUCAUCGCGUCCCAGGACGGAGCCUUAUGGGGGCUGGAUCGUGCAACGUUUCACAGGCUCAUCGUGAAAAACAACGCAAAGAAGAGGCGCCUGUACGAGGCCUUCAUAGAGUGUGUUCCGCUGCUUACAUCGCUUGAGAUUUCUGAAAGAAUGAAGAUUGUGGAUAUACUGGGAGCAAGAGUGUUUCAUGAUGAAGAACGCAUCAUAACACAGGGGGAGGACGCCGACUGUUUCUAUAUCGUGGAGUCGGGCGAAGUGAAGAUCAUGAUCAAAAGCAGAACCACGGCUGGCCAGCUGGAUCAUGCGGGGGUGGAGCUUGCACGUUGCGUUCGAGGCCAGUACUUUGGGGAGUUGGCGCUGGUCACCAAUCAACCGCGCGCUGCGUCCGUCUAUGCCGUUGGAGUGACCAAAUGUUUGGUAAUAGAUAUCCAGGCUUUUGAGCGCUUGCUGGGCCCUUGUAAGGAAAUCAUGAAGAGGAACAUCAGCCAGUAUGAGGACCAACUGGUGGCACUGUUCGGCUCCAGUGUUGACCUGAAGCAGGAGCAAACCCCAAGUGUAAAAUGAGCCUGUGGUCAUUUAUAUAUUAUCCUGUACAUUUUUCAAUGUAUAAACGAGAAAAGGAAACUUACUGUACCAUCUUCCCCAUCUUCAUGUGUUUUCACAUGACUAUCCCAGAGUUGUGUAUUGUCUCCUUCCAUAGUUGUGCAUGCACUUGUACUAGUAUGGGAUUCAGUCCAAUGCAGCACCAAUUAGCCAUAAAAAAAAUAAUGAUGCAAAUCUUUAAUACACACCUUCUAAAAGUGUCAAAUUUUAAUCUCGAAUUUUGUUAAAUUUCACUUUAUGUACAUUUUAUACAACAAGAUCCAGCACAAAACAUUCAUGAAAUAAAA
This is a messenger RNA of Gadus chalcogrammus (walleye pollock), 1847 nucleotides long. It is a transcript of the gene prkar2ab, whose product is annotated as protein kinase, cAMP-dependent, regulatory, type II, alpha, B. Gene Ontology annotation, molecular function: cAMP-dependent protein kinase regulator activity. Bases 292 to 1521 code for a protein of 409 amino acids. Gene Ontology annotation, cellular component: cAMP-dependent protein kinase complex. Gene Ontology annotation, biological process: regulation of protein phosphorylation. NCBI's taxonomy places the organism in Eukaryota, Metazoa, Chordata, Actinopteri, Gadiformes, Gadidae. The transcript is spliced from 10 exons. The record is from RefSeq and is a predicted model, not a curated record.